Molecule: messenger RNA, 1191 nt
Organism: Malaya genurostris
Lineage: Eukaryota; Metazoa; Arthropoda; Insecta; Diptera; Culicidae
Product: odorant receptor 45a-like
Exons: 2
Coding region: 133-582 (149 amino acids)
Biological process (GO): sensory perception of smell; detection of chemical stimulus involved in sensory perception of smell
Cellular component (GO): plasma membrane
Molecular function (GO): olfactory receptor activity; odorant binding
Source: RefSeq, a predicted model, not a curated record
UUGACGUUCGGAUUUUUGUUCAUUUUAACUAGCUUUGCACUUUUCGUUGUUUCCUUCGUCACUGCUGAAUCAUUUUUUGCUGGAUUGGCUUCAAAUCUUGUUGCUCAUUUCAAGUGCAUACAAAAACGAUUCAUGGAUCAAAGUUUAGUUGAAAAAGAUGGCUUAUUGACAGAUCUUAUAGAAUACCACAAACUGAUACUGGAUCUGUCUAAUAGGUUGAUUAUCGCAUUCAGAAGGAUUAUAUUUGUGGAUCUCCUAGUUGCUUCAAUUCUUCUGUGUGUAUUGUGCUUUCAAUUAGUCAUGUUUUCUGGAUCUUCAGUAAUAAUUUACUUUGCUUAUGUGUUUUAUAUUAUCGCGAUCCUGACACAAGUGAGCUUUUUCUCUUACUUCGGAUCGAUCAUGUCAUAUGAGAGCGAGUUGGUGUGCGAAGCAAUAUACUGUAGUAAUUGGUACGAGGUAUCUCCAAAAAUUCGAAAAAUGUUGCUAUUAUGUAUGAUGAGAGCACAGUUGCCAGUUAACAUAAAUGCGGGAUUCAUGCAAGCAUCUCUGCCAACACUACGAGCGGUGAGUUUCAAUUCUUGAAGAUUUGGGCACUUUGAUGAACUUAAGUACAGUACAGUAAUUUAAAGUUUUGUUCGAUCUCUUACGAUACAGAUAUUAAACUCUGCAGGGUCUUACCUAACUUUGUUAUUGUCAUUCGCCUAGAAGAUUUAGAUUCUGAUCAGCUUGGAUGUGUAGGUCAAAAGAUAUUUUCUGCAUCUGUACGACAUUGGAUUCCAAUGAUGGAAUAACUGCUGGAAUGAAACAAUCGAUUGAAAUAAACUUUUAAAUCAAAAAUCUGUUUGGAGUUGUUCAAUAAUUACACAGGUUGAGAUGGAGUAAACUAAAAUAAAACGUAAUCUUGUAUAAUCAGAGGACAAAAGGUGUAUCUGAAAUAAUUGAAUUCCAAAUGCCAAGUAAUGCAAAUUGUUCGUAUUUGACCAACUUGUUUGUUUUGAGAGGUAAAACAAAGUCAAAGUCUUGGCAUUACAUUCCUUUUGUGGAAUUUGGCCUUUCUGUUUCAACAGACUUCGCAGCCGAUUUAUAGCGUACAGGAUCAUUGCAUGGCAAGUACUACGAUCCUACUGACACUACGAAUCCUUCCAGGUCGGGACUCAAACAUACGAUCACUGGCUUGUAUGACCAGCGUCC